AUGAUCUUCUUGUUGGUGUACUCGUCCCACCACAUCUACUCUCCGAUGUACUUCUUUCUUAGCCAUUUAUCUUUUAAUGAUAUCCUCCUCACCACAAUUAUUUUACCUGAAAUGCUUUCUAUUGUGUUAAAAGGUGGAAGUACCAUGUCCAUCGCUGGAUGCUUCACCCAGUUUUACUUCUUUGAGAUAUCAACAAUUGAAGAAUGUCUCCUCCUCACCGUGAUGUCCUACGACCGAUAUUUGGCCAUCUGUAACCCGUUGCGUUAUUCCUCCAUCAUGGACUUGAAGCUUUGUGUUUGUCUUGUGACUAUAACUUGGGUAUGCGGAAUGCUCUUCUCUUUGCCCCAUAUUAUUCUAUUUAGCCAAAUGAUAUUUUGUGGAUCAAAUGUCAUCAACCAUUUUUUCUGUGACAUGGUUCCUCUUCUUAGACUUUCUUGUUCUGAUACCUCAGGUAAUGGGGUGGUGAGUAACGUCAUGUCCGUCCCAGUAUUUUUUUGCCCACUAAUUUGUAUUACUGUAACUUAUACAAAUAUCUUGCUUUCCAUUCUUCGGAUCUCCACCACCACCGGAAGACAGAAAGCCUUCUCCACCUGCAGCUCCCACCUGGCCGUGGUCGGUUUAUAUUAUGGGACAUUAGUGUUUAAUUAUUUGGUUCCAUCUAAAGGAAAGUAUUCCUACCUUCAAAAGCAGGUUUCUGUACUUUACACAAUGGUUACCCCUCUGCUGAACCCCAUCAUAUACAGUCUUAGAAACGAGGAGAUAAGAAGGGCCCUAAUGAGCUUUAUUAUUAAGAGAAGGCAAAGAACAUUCUGA
Molecule: messenger RNA, 813 nt
Organism: Spea bombifrons (plains spadefoot toad)
Lineage: Eukaryota; Metazoa; Chordata; Amphibia; Anura; Pelobatidae
Product: olfactory receptor 24-like
Exons: 1
Coding region: 1-813 (270 amino acids)
Biological process (GO): G protein-coupled receptor signaling pathway
Cellular component (GO): membrane
Molecular function (GO): olfactory receptor activity; G protein-coupled receptor activity
Source: RefSeq, a predicted model, not a curated record